Molecule: messenger RNA, 3313 nt
Organism: Drosophila sulfurigaster albostrigata
Lineage: Eukaryota; Metazoa; Arthropoda; Insecta; Diptera; Drosophilidae
Gene: Tsf2
Product: transferrin 2
Exons: 7
Coding region: 132-2672 (846 amino acids)
Biological process (GO): iron ion transport
Cellular component (GO): early endosome; plasma membrane; recycling endosome
Source: RefSeq, a predicted model, not a curated record
UAGACACAAUCGAUUAAUAUGUACUGCGGGCGUGUCGCCGUUCUUUAACUCAUUAAUUUAUUUUAUUUUCGUGAAUUACAGCAGCUUUUUAACGAAUAAAUAAAUGUGCAUUGUUCUAUAUUAGUAAGAAAAUGCUGAGAGUUUUGUUGAGUUUAAGCAUAUUAUGCGCACUGCAGUUCAACGUCAUAAACGCACAACAUCACUACAAUGAGCACAAAACGAAAAAUAUUAUUUGGUGUACCAAAAGCCUGGAGGAGCAAUACAAAUGCCAGAAUCUGACGGUUGCUAUCGAACGUGAUUUCCAAUUGUUUGAUGAAGCCUACUUGAAUCUCACCUGCUUCAGAGCCUAUAGCGCUGAUGAGUGUAUUCAUGCGUUGGAUCGCGAAAAGGCGCAUAUAACAUCACUUGAUGCUGGUGAUGUGUUUACAGCGGGUCGCUACAACUCUUUGGUGCCCAUUAUGCAGGAAAAGUUAGAGGGCGGCUUCUCUGAAUAUUUUUCCGUAGCUGUGGUUAAGAAGAAUACGUUGCCUGAUGUGACCGAGCUGCGUCAUUUGCGCAAUAAGCGUGCUUGCUUCCCCUGGGUGGGCAGCUUGGCUGGUUGGAUUGUGCCCAUAUAUACGCUGCAACACAAUGGUGCCAUGGAAGUUGUGGACUGCAACAACCAGGUGAAAACCGCUGCCAACUUUUUCAAUAACUCCUGCGCUGCCUAUUCGCUGAUUGACAAAUACAAUCCCAUUGGCGACAACUCCGACAAACUUUGCGCGUUGUGUACUGGCAAAAUCACUGGAGGACGCUGCUCAGCUGCUGAUCCCUACUAUGGCUACGAUGGCGCUUUUCGCUGUCUGCUCGAUGUAGGUGAAGUUGCCUUCUUGAGGCAUUCAACAGUCUCGGAGAUGCUGCAAACAGUCGAAUACAAGAAACUGUCGCCUGAUUCCUUUGAGUUGUUGUGUCCUGAUGGCCGUCGUGUGCCCGUCGGCGAGUAUCGUCAGUGCUCCUGGGGUCAGGUACCUUCGGAUGCCGUUGUCACGUCAUCAGCGCGCAGCUAUCACGAUAGAAAGCAAUACCAAAUGUUCUUGAAGCGAGUUACCGAACUUUACUCGGAUGCCUCACGUGACGAUCCAAACCAGCAGCAACCGAUUGGCGUCGGUUACACCAACUACGAUUCCAGCAAUAGCAAUAACUACAACAGCGAUCAGUGGCGCAACAAUCCUAGUCCUUAUGGUGGUGGUUACAACAAUCAAUAUGAAAGCAACAACAACCCAUAUGGCAGAAAUGGCAACCAGAAUCCUUACAGUCGCUUCGAUGAGAAUUAUCGUAAUGAACGAUUGGACAGCAGCUUUAGCACUGAACGCAAUCAACUGGAUGUCAAUGGGUCUAUUCCUAUCGAAAAGUUCCGCAUAUUCGAAUCGAAGCGUUACCAAGGCUCCAAUUUAUUAUUCCAGGAUGCAUCGAAAGGUUUGCUUGCUUUCCCAGAGGAUGAUCAGUCUUUUAAGAAAUAUCUGCAAAAAUCUAUUGACUAUGUCUAUGGCAUUCGUGAAUGUCCCGUGUCUGCAAUGACACUCUGCGUAACCUCUGAGCAAGAGCUGGAAAAAUGUAUCAAAAUGCGGACUGCAUUGAAGGCACAGAUAUUGAAACCUGAGCUUAUCUGCAAGAAAAUGCAUUCGCACAUCAAUUGCAUGCAACUGAUUCAAACUGGCAAAGCGGACAUCUCUGUGUUUGAUGCCGGCGAUGUGUAUACUGGUGGCUUAAAUUACGAUCUAAUUCCCUUCAUGUCGGAGGUGUACAAUUUGGGUGAGCCAGAGUACUAUGUGGUUGCUGUGGCCAAAGAAGAAGAUCCCGACACCGAGCUUACGUAUCUGAAAGGCAAGAACACGUGCCACACGGGAAUCAAUACUGCCGCUGGCUGGACAUAUCCGAUGGCAUUUCUUAUAUCCAACGGAUGGAUACGCCCCUAUGGUUGUGAUUCCGUUCGUGCUGCUGCUGAGUACUUUACCAAAUCGUGUGUGCCAGGCGCAAUAAGCAGUGAAUAUAACACGGGUGUGCCUUAUGACAGCAUGUGCGAUCUGUGCCACGGUACCAGCUAUAGAUACUGUCGUCGUGAUGCUUCAGAGGAUUAUUAUGGACACACAGGUGCCUUCCGUUGCCUCGUCGAAGGCGGCGGUCAUGUGGCCUUUAUGAAGCACACGACUGUGAUGGAGAGCACGGGCGGUAAACGCAAGGAAUGGUGGGCAAGAAAUGCUCUCAAUGAUGAUUUCGAAUUGCUGUGCACUGAUGGUACACGCGCCGAGCUACAAGACUACAAGCGAUGCAACUUGGGCAAGGUGAAGGCGAACGCUGUCGUCACUCGUGGCGGUACCAACUAUAAUGAAACCCAGCUGCAUGCCUAUAUCAAUCUCCUAACCUAUGCUCAACAAUUAUAUGGCCGUAAGGAUGUGGAUGCCUUCAGUUUCAGUAUGUUUUCAUCGCCCAUCGGACACUAUGAUUUAAUCUUCCAAGAUGCUACGCGACAGUUGCAAGUUAUUCCACCGGAGAGUCGUCGCUAUGAUACGUAUUUGGGCAGCAAUUUUAUGAGAGCUCGUCGCAUUACAGAUUGUUAUGCUGGCGCAGCCCAAAUGACAAUUUCAUUAAUCUUGCUGUUGACCAGCUCUUUGGCGCUGAGAACCUUUCUUUGAUAGCUAGCGACGUGUUUCAUAACUUCACACAACCAUUCCAAACUGGAUAAAACUAUCCGAAUAAUUUUAGACUUCUAACACUUCGAAUAUCUUUUACGAAUCUCUUUUACAUCAACUACAAGCUGUAGUUAAUACUACUUUUUGGCAGCUUUACUAUUCAGAAAACUGACAGAUAAUAGCCCAACACUAUGAAUAUUUUUUCAAUAGCUAAAGACAUGUUUUUUUAAAUUUGAUAAGACUCGUAACUCUUCAAUUAUUUAUUACGAAUCUUUUACACACAUAUCAACUAUAAGCUUUUUGGCAGCUAUUUAAGUAAACGUGCAACGGAUAGACAAAACUGCUAUCAAAAGAAAAAUGUAGAAUAUAGUGCCUUAAUAUCCGUCCUGAGUACAAGAUUGUUUAAUAUUGUGAAUCUCGAAUGUUUAAUUGAAAUUAAAUCAAUUGCCUUUUAAAUUGUCAGCCAAGCGAAAUACAAUGUACUCUAAAUGUAAACUAGCUUAAUCGUAAGACAUGACAUUACAAAUAGGUAUACAGUUUUGUUAACAAUAAUUUACUAAGUCGAAGCGUACAAUUUUUCCGUCCCAUACAUUUAUGUUAAAUGAAACUUUUACAAGCCAUUCUCAAAUAUAUUUAUAUUUACA